AUGGCCCAGAAGAUUAAUAUCCCAGACUUGCGCUUCGAGCAGGUCUUCAGAAGGAACCUCCUCAAUUACGCCAAGCAACGCAAGGGAGCGCAGACCACAGACGCCGACCCUCUUCCCAUUAUCACUCCAUCGCUCGUUCUCUAUACGAUCAUUAAGGACCAGAUGCUGAUGCCUUUUGUCCAGGGCUUUGCUGUCGCGUUUGGUCUCAUGUUGCUGCGUCCUUGGAUCCGCAAAACAUAUGAGGCUGGCAGGCUGGUGGGUGUUCGACUAGUGACAAGCAUAGGUAACGUUACAGCAACUUUAAGACCGUACAAAUGA
Messenger RNA from Ogataea angusta, 318 nucleotides. RefSeq lists its product as uncharacterized. The coding region runs from base 1 to 318 and encodes 105 amino acids. Gene Ontology annotation, biological process: mitophagy. Gene Ontology annotation, molecular function: mitochondrion autophagosome adaptor activity. The transcript has a single exon. The record is from RefSeq and is a predicted model, not a curated record. Lineage: Eukaryota; Fungi; Ascomycota; Pichiomycetes; Pichiales; Pichiaceae.